Molecule: messenger RNA, 4389 nt
Organism: Misgurnus anguillicaudatus (oriental weatherfish)
Lineage: Eukaryota; Metazoa; Chordata; Actinopteri; Cypriniformes; Cobitidae
Product: rho GTPase-activating protein 6
Biological process (GO): signal transduction
Source: RefSeq, a predicted model, not a curated record
UUCAGUUGCUGCGGGGCGGAGGAUAGAGAUGCGCAGCGCCGCGCACAGAGGGCAGGCGCGUUCACAGACGUAGCCGAGAAACUUUACAGACGCGCGCAGUUUGGCACAACUAAUGGAAACCUUUACAGACGAGAUGGAUGAGAAAACACAACGUGUUUCAUUUCCUUUUGCAAUUAAUGUCGCUCGGAUGUAGUUGCGACCGUCGCGUUUCUUCUCAUGGGUUUGUUGUGCGCACCGGGCUUCGCGUUGUAGCGCAGUGAUGUCCGCACAAGGACUGUUGAACAGCGUCUUCUCGUGCUCGCCAUCGUCCUCGAAAACACUCGCAAAGAAGAAGUUGCGUCAAACGCACAGUCUAGAUUCAGCGCUGAUGCGAAGCUGCGGCGCGUCUGGAGAUCACCAGAGGUCCUGCUGGAGCACCAGCUCGACAGGUGGAUUUCAAACAUCACCCGAAAGCCCGAAACCAACCCCGCGCGUCUCAUCGUCCAGUUUAUCGACGUCUUCAGACGCGUCGUCCUCCAUCAAUAUCCACAAUGACUGCAAAAGCAGCAAGCGCAACGCGUCAAAGGACGCGUCGCUCAACAUCUCCGGAUCCAGCAGCAUCUUUUCACCCAGAAAGUGGCUUCAGAGAAAGCUGCCACAAUCGGAAAUUUCUUCCCACAGUAAUAAAAGUGAGGGAGAUUUGACCUGGAAGAGAACAUCUGGACCUAAUUUAUAUCUGCAGUCAGUCCCAAUUCAGAGUCUGUCUGAACUGGAGAGAGUUCGACUACAGGAAGUUGCUUUGGUCCGACUGUUAAAAGACUUUGAUUUGGGAUGCCAGAUCACCAUUCCUAAAGAUUGCCACAAGCGUAAGAAAUCACUCCGGAAAAAACUGGAUUCCUUAUCAAAGGAAAAGAAAGACAAAGACGUGGACCCUCAGGCGUUUGGCGUGCCGCUCUCACAGGUGAUCUUUAAUGACCGACGUUUAAAACAGCUUCACGAUGGUCCAAGGGGUCCUUCAGGUCGACCGUCCUCACUGUGGCAUCUGGCGGGCUGGAGGUCCAAUAACAAGGAGCUUUCCAGCAGUAACUCCUCCCUCAGCUCCGCCUCCGAGACGCCCAAUGACAACAGCUCACCCGGGACUCCAGAGACGGCCCUGCGCUCACAGAGACGGGGUGGUAUGUCUGUUGACUGCAUCACUGAUCUGGAUGACGGUCAUACGUGUCUUCUGGAGGCUCUUCAGCUGUCCAUGCCCGUAGAGUCACCCAGUGAGAAGAAGACGAGUGAUAAGAAACUCAGUUUAAAUCCCAUCUGUAGACAGGUGCCACGUGUGCUGGACAGCUGCUGUCAACAUCUGGAGAAAUACGGUCUGCAGACGGUCGGCAUUUUCCGCGUUGGAAGCUCUAAGAAAAGAGUACGACAGUUACGUGAGGAGUUUGAUGAAGGUGCAGAUGUUCUUCUGGAUCAGCAGCACAGCGUUCAUGAUGUCGCAGCUCUUCUGAAGGAGUUUCUGCGAGAUCUUCCUGAUCCUCUUCUCACCAGAGAGCUUUACUCUUCAUUCAUUAGCUGUGCAUCUCUGAACAGGACGGAGCGUCACGCUGCCAUGCAGUUACUCAUCUGUCUGCUUCCCGCCUGUAACAGCGACACGCUGCAGUGUUUACUUCACUUUCUGUCCAAAGUGACCGAUCACGCCGAAGAUUCCCGGGACAGCGACGGACACGAGGUCAUCGGCAACAAGAUGACAUCACUCAACCUGGCCACCAUAUUUGGUCCGAAUCUCCUUCACAAGCAGAAGAUGUCAGAGAAAGAGUUCAGUCUGCAGAGUUGUGCUCGUGUAGAGGAGAGCACAGCCAUCAUCACCGUCGUCCAACACAUGAUCGACUCGCAUCAAACCUUGUUCAUGAUAUCUGCUGAGCUGCAGAGUGAAGUUUUAUCGAGUUUGUCGGACACAGACGGUGAUGUUGUAAAUUAUCUGCUGAGAAGAAAAACACCACAGAGUGACCAUUCCAGAUCUUCCAGCGGAGAGAUCUCUCCUUACGAAAACAACUCUCCUACUCGUUCAGAGUGGAUGUGCUCAUCCAUCCAAAGCCAUUCAAACCUCCCAAUCCACCUAGAUGUUCUCGCUAGAAACAUCACAGAGAAUUCCUGCAUCCCACCUUCACAUGACGGAAACGGGGAAAUGCUUGAUGAGAACGCCGGUGUCUGGAGAAGACGAAGCGCUGCUCUUCUGUCAGGAGUCCAUGACAAACUACUCACAGGCUCUGAUGGAAAUCUGUAUAAACGUGUCUCAUCUGAAACAGACUGUGCUGACUACAGCAACACACAGCAGUCGUGCGCAGACGUCAGACCGGAUAAUAAUCAGACACCUCGCUGUCCAAUCACAUCCAGCCGCCGGACAACACUGAACCAAUCAGACGAGGCGAUAUCUCCUCCAGUUAGCCCCGUGUUCACGGCCAAACAAGCUCAACUUCCUGUUACCUCCCAGUGUACAACUGUACAACCCCACCAUGUCACUUCCUGUCACGGCAGGCAGGAGGCGGAGUCAGACGUCACCGUGGCAACAAAAAGCUUCCCAGCAGAUGAACGUACAGCUUGGCCAUCAGACCGCUGGUUAAUAUGGCAGCUGUUAUCAUCAGACAAUGUGGAUACUUUACCAGAGACAGUCGUGUAAGAAAUACAAACCUUCAGAAGAUUUGAAGGAUUCACUUCAGUGUGUGCGGAUGAAUUUACUGAAGUUAGCAGUCACACAACAGAAACGUUUAACAUUUAAUGAUUCAAUCCUUUAUUUUAUUUGAUUAUUUUGUCUGUGAUAUGUAUAGUGCCUUUUUCAUCUUUAACUGCGGUGUAAAGAUCUUCCUUCUUCUCUUCUGUCAGUUUCUUGUAAAGAUCCCCAUUCUCUACUUUCAUACAUGUCCUGCUUUAUUUACAGUUAAGACAUAUUUUAUUUAUUUUUAUAUUGAGCAAAAACCAAAUAAAGCAUCAAGUGUAAACAGAAGUUAUUGUAAGCUAUUUUAUUCUGUAUGUGCCAUGAAUUAGAUCUCUAAAUGUAUGGAUGGAUGCAUUUCAUAUCUUAAUUACAAUGAAGUGACAAAAUUCUAGUAAAUGCACAGUGGUUUGUAAAAUAUUUUAAUAAAUACAUUCAAUAUAAAAUACACAUUAUUUAAAUAUGCAAAUCAAAUUAUACAAGUGUCAUUUACACUUGUACAAUCUUUAUUUUAAUAUUUUUUUGUCAUUCAAAAUCAGAUUAGCAUACACUCUUAUGGCAGAAUUCAAGUUCUGUUUAAAAUAAAUAGUUCAGGUUUAAUCCAUUGCAACAUCAAAAUUAUUUAUUAUUCAUGUUAUUUAUUAAAUAAGCUACUUUAGUAUUUUUACCACUGUUUGUAAUGUCUAUUUGCAUUUUCCUGAAAUUAUAUAUUCAAAAUGUAAGCUAAAAGUUGAAUUAUUUCGAGGAACUGGUUGAUUUAUAUUCAUCUUUAAUCAGUUUCUGCUGCUCUGACUGUUUUCAUCAACUGAUUAUCAAAAACAACCAGAACCUUACAAACAAAACUGCAUCCAAUAUACUGCACUGAACUGAUUUUUUUUUUAAGUUAUGUUUUUGGGCCAUUGUUGCUUUGUUAUUAGAUAGGUAGUAUAAUAAGGCAGGAAAUCAUAUAGGGUGGAAAGAGGGGUACGGGAUCAGCAAAGUACCUCAAGCCGGAAUUCAGGAUGUAUUUGAACUCAGAAAGUGCUUUUGCAUCGUAUGUCGGAGCACUACACAAUGAAAUCUAAACUUAUGAUAAAUAUGUCUCGUAAUAAAUAAGGUACUAAUAUAAAUGAAAUAUACAUUAUGAAAUAAACAGUAAAUGUAAUGCAUUAAGGUUUUGAUAAUAAAUUAUACUUUUCUGCAGUUUUUUUUUUGACAUUUACAUUAUGCAUUCAGCAGAUGCUUUUAUCCAAAGCAACUUACAAGGUAUACAUUACAUAUUUUUUUAAAGCAUAUUUGUUUAACCCCAUGACCUUUUGCGCUGCUAACACAAUGCUCUACCACAGGAACACUAGACCUUUGAAGGUGUACAGCACAGAGAAAUAUUACGCUCUUUAUGUUUGCCUUUUGCUAUAAAUGAUCAUAAAAUGUUUUGUUCUGUACAUACUGUACAUAUCAUGUGAACAGUCUUAACCAUAACCAUGUGGUACUGUGUAACUUGUGCAGUAAAGCUCAGCAGUUAACCUUUAAAUGAUUCAGUCACAUAACAGACACAUUCCAGUUUUUCUUUUGAUGUUAUGCUAUAUUAUUUUAACUAUGUCAUAACCUUUCAAACCAUUUUUGUUUGUUUGUUGCAUAUUACAAAGUCAUGUGAUAUUAUAUUUUCGCCCAUCAUCACAGAAGUAUCUGAAAUGUUUUGAAACAGAAUAAAUGGGAGCAGAGAAUCAGAA